Messenger RNA from Ooceraea biroi (clonal raider ant), 1137 nucleotides. Its product is annotated as ATP-dependent DNA helicase pfh1-like. Gene Ontology annotation, biological process: DNA repair; telomere maintenance. Gene Ontology annotation, molecular function: DNA helicase activity. The record is from RefSeq and is a predicted model, not a curated record. NCBI's taxonomy places the organism in Eukaryota, Metazoa, Arthropoda, Insecta, Hymenoptera, Formicidae.
AUGAUCAGCGCGGAUAUAUUACACCGCAUCAACCAACGACUGCAGCAGAUCACCGGUGUAUACGAUCAGCUAUUUGGCGGUAUGAACAUCAUCUUAUGCGGUGAUUUCAGACAAUUGCCGCCGGUUAACGCAACGCCGGUCUUCAAGAUGCCGCGCAAUGUUUUCGCGGGAGUGGUGCUGUGGCAAUCAUUGAAUUACUUCCCUCUGCUCAGAGUAGUUCGUCAGUUUGACGAGACGUUCUCGUCGAUACUCACAAAAAUCGGCAACGGCGAGACGCUCACCGACGAUGAGAACAUUCUAAUCGAGGGCCGCUUCAGAACGGUAGAGUGGUGCAAUGAGAACUUGCCCAACGCCGUGCGUCUGUAUCACCGCAACAUUGAUGUCGAUGCAUACAAUAGAACGGCCAUAGUCGAUCCUGUCAGGUGCGUGACUCGCGACAGAUUCUUCGGCUACACCACGGUCACAGAAAAGAACGAGUGCAGGCGUAAGCUGCACAAGAUGUCUGUAGCCGAGUAUGACGGCUUGCCGUAUAUGAUAGCUCUUGCGACCGAUUACCCGUACAUGAUCACCAUCAACAUAGACGUCGAGGACGGUCUCGUUAACGGCGCGAUAGGCGUUCUCAAGUAUAUAGAGACCCUUGAGGAUGAAGAUUGCAAUGUCGACGACGAUGAACCACAACCGUCUACUAGUGGCGGCAGUGAUACAAUAGAGCACAUCGUGAACAUACGUCUCAAACCAAACAUUCUCAGUCGCGACUGGACCCCCGUCAACAAGCGCACUAUCAACAUCAGUCUCAGUAAAACGGUAAAGUGUAAGCGACAGCAGUUUCCUGUCGUUUCGGCGUGCGCAAUCACUAUACACAAAUCCCAGGGCGGCACGUUUGAUGAAAUCGUCUUCAAAUACGACAGCGGGCAACAGCAUCAGCUCGUUUACGUCGCUCUGAGUCGAGUCACCACUAUCGAGGGCUUGUACAUGGUGAACGACAAGAACGACUUCCGGUUCCAUCACAGGCGUCGCGGCAGCAACGCGCCGCAUAUGAAGGAGAUCAGAACCGAGUACCAGCGUCUCGAGCAACACAGGCUCGACACCAUCACCUCGCGGGCUCACCUGUUUUGCACAUCUCCGGACACUGUGUGA